CGAUGGACGUGGGACACGGUGGACAGAACGAGGAGCAUCUCUUUCUGCUGUGCUGUGAUUAUUGAGGAAAAACCUGCUUAAUUACCUCACACAGACACACACACACAUUUAUAUACAGAACUCAUUCACACACACUGAAACACACCAGACUGAAGAUAACCAGCCGUCGUUGGGACGUCUUCCUGCUGAGACGCAGCAUGUGGGAGGAGAACUUUGAUACAGAGCAUGAGGUUGGCCGUAAGCUUGACUACUCGCCGGUGUCGUGGCGGGAGUAUUUUGACCAGAUGGAGGAUGUGAGCGUGGGGCUGGCCGACAGCGGGGACGUCUUCAGGAUCUAUAAAGCGGGGAGUGAUGGACCUGUACUGGUUCUGCUGCAUGGAGGAGGACACUCGGCCCUGUCCUGGGCCGUCUUCACUACAGCCAUCGCCAGCAGAGUGACCUGCAGGGUACUUGCCAUGGAUCUCAGGGGUCACGGUGCUACGCUGGUUCGCCAAUCAGAUGACUUCUCAACUCAAACUAUGUCCAGCGACGUAGCCAAUGUGAUUCGAGCCUGCUACGGCGAGACCCCUCCCCCCAUCGUGCUGAUUGGCCACGGCGUUGGUGGGGCAAUCGCGGUGCAUACAGCCAGCAACAUGUUGGUACCGACCACCGUGGGUCUGGUUGCCAUAGACGUCGUAGAAGGCAGCGCGAUGGAUGCACUCCACAGCAUACAGAACUUCCUGAAGGGAAGACCCAAGUCCUUCAAGUCCAUGGACCAUGCUAUCGAGUGGAGUGUCAAGAGCGGACAAAUCAGGAACCUGGAAUCUGCCAGAGUCUCGAUGGUUGGUCAGAUCAAAAGAUGCGAGGUGGAGGAGACUGACGCUCUGGAGCAGGCCAGCCCGGCGACCGACGUGGUCGUCGAGCACAACGAAGAGUUCUACGAUCAGAGCUACGUCAACGACAAAGAAAACGCUGUGUCAGAGAGUGUGUACAAGUGGCGUAUAGACCUGUCAAAGUCAGAAAAGUACUGGGACGGCUGGUUUAGAGGAACGUCCAACCUCUUCCUGGCCUGCAACCUGCCCAAACUCCUGUUGUUGGCCGGAAUCGACCGGCUGGACAGAGAUCUGACUAUCGGCCAGAUGCAAGGUAAAUUCAUGAUGCAGGUGCUGCCCCCCUGUGGUCACGCAGUGCAAGAAGACACACCAGACAAAGUGGCUGAGGCUGUGGCCUCCUUCCUGCUGAGACACAAGUUUGCUGAAGCCAGAAGAGAAACCAAAAGCUCCAUCUCCUUCACGCGAUGAGGUCUGAACAUCAGCAGUAAGGAGCUAAAGAUUCAGAGAUGACGACUUCCACAUUUUCCCUGAACACCAGCACAAACCUCUGUUUCUUUCUUCCAUCUUCAACAUUAAUCAGUAGCUGAAAAAGUGACAGUAAAUCUAAAAGUGGCUAUGAGCAAUAUG
Seriola aureovittata is the source of this 1439-nucleotide messenger RNA. Its product is annotated as protein phosphatase methylesterase 1-like. The transcript has 14 exons. NCBI's taxonomy places the organism in Eukaryota, Metazoa, Chordata, Actinopteri, Carangiformes, Carangidae. Gene Ontology annotation, biological process: protein demethylation. Bases 198 to 1280 code for a protein of 360 amino acids. The record is from RefSeq and is a predicted model, not a curated record. Gene Ontology annotation, molecular function: protein methylesterase activity.